This is a messenger RNA of Chara braunii, 1849 nucleotides long. Lineage: Eukaryota; Viridiplantae; Streptophyta; Charophyceae; Charales; Characeae. The record is from the annotation of a GenBank genome assembly.
GGAAUGGUCAAGAAGGACAUAGGGCAGACCCUCUAAACUUGACGAACUGCUUACCGAUCUAUCCCUUGUUACUCCUGUCAGGUUGGUUAACAAAAAGAGGUGAAGAUGCCGGACGCUGAUGAAAUCGAGCGUGGCCCGGCCGCUACGCCAGAGGAUUUCGUCAAGGCACUCGAGAAAAGGGAGUUGGCACGACUUCAAGUGUCGAAAGUUAACAUCUUCUAUUUUAAUGGGGACAGAGUAUCCGAGUGGCUGGAGCUGCUGGAGCAGGUUACGGCCGAGGUGCCUAAGGCAGAUAAAUUCAAGUUCCUCCCCAGGUACGUCUUGUGGGAAACUCGGCCCGAGGUAAUGAAGGUGGCUGCUGGAGCAGGAGGAGACUGGGCUAAGUUCAAGGCAGAAAUGCAGAGGCGGUUCAAGUUAGGGGAUGACUUGUUAACGAAGACAGAUUUGGAGAUGUUACAGCAGGACGAGUUCUCGACGGUGGGAGCUUUGACAACGACGCUCCCAACGACAUUUGAGAAGAUGGCCAAGAAAGUCCCUAGAUUGGCGGAAGAAGAACAAUGCCGGGGAAACGAGGGUUGGACGGCAUCUGAGAGUCAAGGCGGUCAAGAGGGUGGAGGAGGUGCCGGCAGAGGGAGAGUAGACUGGAGAAAUGCCAUUUGCUGGCAUUGUGGGCAGAAAGGCCACACUAUUAAGUUCUGCCACGUCAGGAGGAACGAUGAGGACGAAGGUUUAAUUAGCACCAACUAUGAUGGAGAUAUGUACGACAAGUGGGGGUACCACCUUGACCCGAAGAUUCCAGGCGGUACGAGGAAGGAAGCCCUGCGGAGGGCUGAGGCCGGUGAGCCACCCGCACCCCCAGCCAUGUUUCGGAUAUGGAAGGAGAAAGAGGUCCGUAGUGACGUCACGGUGGAGGAGGUAGGAGAGAACGCAGAGGUGGAGCAAGAAAGGAAGGCCGACACUACUAAGACAGAACCGAUCAUAGUAAAGUCCGACGAUGAGAUUGAGGAAGAUUGCUGGAACAGGCCGCUGCGUGCUGAGACAGGGGAAGAUUGUUGGAGGACGGUCCGACAGACGAUGGAAAGAAUGGAAGACUUAAUAGCUAAAGUCGGGAGGUACCAACAAAAGUUGGCCGAUAUGUGUGAUGAGGUCAGGGAAUGGAAAGGUAAGGAGCCAUUAGUAUACCUCUACGAUCUUGGUCCAGGGUCGCAGGGAGGAUCUGGCAACUUACCAAAUGUCACGACUUCGGGCCCGGUGCCAAGGUCCGGAAUGACUUAUAGACCACCCUCCAGGACGGGGAGGGCACCGCACGCUGUCAGGACGAGGGCUAAAGGGCCGGUGAGCCCUGAAGAACCGGCCAAGGAUGUUCCUGAACCCAGCGGAGAGAAAGAGGUAGUGGACGUUCCAGAAGGAGAGGAUGAUGAAGAUGAUAGGUUGAGGAAGGAAGAGGAUGAGAGGGCCGAGCAAAGAGCCAAGAAGAGGGGUGCCAGCCCUGAUACAGACAAGGCACAAGAAGUAAAGAAGAAGAAGUACGUUGUCCGAGUGGAAGAAGGCUUCGAUGUGGAAGAGAUAAUGAACAGAAACCUAGAGGGUCAUAAUCAUCUUAUGAACCUGAAGGACGUAUUAGCCUCAGCGUCUAGGCUCAGGGAUGAGCUAAAGGCGCGACUAUCCAGGAAGAUGGUGGCCAGUGUGCGACUAGGGACUAUAGUCCCUAAGGAGGCUGAGUGGGCUGAAACAGGUACUAAGAUAGACUGAAAAUCUGUCGCCUGUGGCAACCUCGACGUUGUGGUGAAAGGGAAGACAUGCACUGUGAUGGUGGAUAGUGGAGCGGAAAUGAACCUCAUAAAGGAGG